Messenger RNA from Mobula hypostoma (lesser devil ray), 1983 nucleotides. RefSeq lists its product as uncharacterized. Lineage: Eukaryota; Metazoa; Chordata; Chondrichthyes; Myliobatiformes; Myliobatidae. The coding region runs from base 356 to 1273 and encodes 305 amino acids. The transcript has 15 exons. The record is from RefSeq and is a predicted model, not a curated record.
GGUUCUGAUGGAAGAGCAAGGAGGAGAAGUGUGAGAUCUACACGGAAAUCCAGACAAACCCUGCGCGAUUGGGUUGGAAAGUUAACGCAGCUUUUGAUAUUCCUGUAUGUGAUUUCUCCAUUUUCUCCAGUCCCCUCUCGUUCGUCUGUCUGUGAGGGUGUGUUGGACCUGAACGGCGGCCAUUUACAUUUAGCCCGGUUCAUUCGAACCUGUGUAAUUUGAACGACCGACGGAUACCAUAUAACCGAAUAGCCUUAGAAGCAGCAGCUCAGACUGAAAUCUUUGUGUAUAGAGAACAUACCGGUCACCCGGGUCCACACUGCACUCCGACCGGUUUCAACAACCGUGGGUGAAGAUGGUACCUGUUUUUCUGUUGGUUGCCUCGCUUGUCAUCGGGGCUGACUUGAGUGAAAGUCAUUGCCUGCGAUCUGAUAUCCUGUGUAGCAUGGCGGAUUAUCAGGUCCGUCGUUACAAAGACUCGGUCUGGGUUGGAACACACGUGCAUGUCAGCAUCAGUCCCAAAGUUAACGACUUCAUGCAGCUCCUAAUCCGCUACACAAGAGGGGAAAACUCCGCAGGAUUGUUGAUCCAAAGCAAUGGACAAUUUCUCAUUUCAUUCACCGGAGAUGGAGAGAUUGCAAUGUAUUUGUUGCUUCCCGAAGAACUUUGGGAAAACCCUCCAACACCAACGAGCCCACAAACGUUUAUAACUCGUUUCCGGACAAUGGACGUGUUCUCCAGGAGGAUUCAAUGGGAUGCCAUGUCCCAGGCAAAGGACUUCAAUCGCACGCUCAUUGAGCAGAAUGUCAAAUUCAACAACUCCUUCUUCUUCGUGUCUUUCUGCAAAGGGUACGCCAAACGCAGCAUACUUCUACCUUCAGGAGAUGAUGACAAUGUGAGGUUUGGCUUCAACUAUCCACUUGCAAUAGAGAAACCUUCUGAAUCUGACGGGCACGGCGAACGCUCCAUAUCUGCAUUAAUAAGAGCUCCGGGCGGUUACGGGUUUGGCUUCAACUAUCCACUUGCAAUAGAGAAACCUUCUGAAUCUGACGGGAAAGACGAACGCAGAACACCUCCACCACCUCCGGAAGUUUUACGAAGGCGCAGCAAACGCAGCAUCGGUCUAUCUCCUGCACCUUUGGUCAGAGGCGGGAAUUCUUUCUGGGGACCAGAAAUCUCCUUCGGUGGGGUCUCGUAUGACUUCAGCUCCAUACCGGAAGGGAAGGAGGUCUGGUUUGUUGCCACUGGCGGAGUGCAUUGCCCAACCCUGUGAGGACGACGAACACGCUCUGGAUCCGCCACCUUGCUUCGCAUCAAGCAGCGCUUUCGGCACGCUCUCCGCUAAGAGGCGUUAUCAUGCCGCUAUUCAGUACCCAUGAUACUGGCCUGAUCACGCAGCCUGGCAUCGGCACCCCGUAACCAACACGUGACUGAUUAUCACCCACUUUCAAAAUGACUGCAGUGAGGCUAGAUUAGGAGCCAGGUUCUGGACUUUCGGCAGUAAUGUUCAUCCACUGACCCAGGGACAUCAAACCGCGUUGCUAAGGGAAGCGGUACCGAGAAAAUUGUGCCCAUGUCGGCCUGGGGCGCCGCUUCCCGGUGAACAUACAGAUGUGUCCUGUCCUGGGGUCCUUUCCAUUCCUGGUGUAACAGUGGGAUCUGUAACACAUCAAAGACUCCGGGCCACGCAGGUAGACGCUUGCGUUUCGACCGGACGUCUAUGCCUCCUCGGUGACACACACUGGGCAAACGGGCAGCGGAUGUUCGAUAUAAUUCAAUCCUGUGUCCAUGUUGCGGCAGCUAUUCUCAAGUGCUCUGAUUAUGGGAAAGGGAUAACGUAUUCCGGUGUUCACGGCACAUUCUCUGGUCUUGGUACUGACUAUAUACUCUCCUGCUGAUCGUUGCCUCGCCGGCGUAUAGCCGUUGCCCUGUCUAACUGCAUAAUUCAGUAAAACUGAUCCUAUUUGCAUUAAACUGGUCUCC